CUGUAUAAUUUACAACUUACAAGAUGGGCGAGCAGAAACGUAAUAACCUUAAAAUGCUGUUUUUACUAUCAUUUUUACAUCUUUUUAAUGCGAUUAAUUCAAAUCAUGUAGGAAAUACGCAUACAAUAAACGUCAGUAUGAAUGGCUCAGACGAUUACAACUGUCCCGGGUUAAAGCAGGGCUGUUCGCUUAUAGCAGCUUUGCGUGCUGUUUCGCGUCAAGACAAGUUCAAGAACUCCGCAACGAUUCUGAUUGAUCCAGGAAAGUAUACAUUGAAUACAAAUUUUACAUUUGAAAAUAAUAGUAAUCUCGCAAUCACUGGACACAAUAUAGUAGACACAGAUGUGAGUGUACAGUGUUCAGGCAACGCUACUGGUUUGGCAUUUAUCAGAUGUCGUAAUAUUACAAUUCAGGGUAUCUCGCUAUCAUCAUGUGGUACACUUCACAAAAGUGCAUCCUACAACAAUCCAUUAUUCUAUUCGGCAUUGUUUGUGAAAGAAUGCACGAAUUUCAAGCUACAGACUGUUGCUAUUAAGAAAAGUCCAGGUAUUGGUGUGACAAUAUAUGACACUAAAGGAAAUGUCACUAUUCAUUCUGUCAUUUUUGAGAAUAAUGGACCAAAUUCGUUGAAUUGUAUGUACAGGAAGUAUGUCGACAGGUUAAAAAAUACAGCUAAAGCUGGAGGAGGGCUAUACAUUGAAUUUACAUACAUGGCGUAUAAUGGAAAAAAUUUAAGUAACAGCAAUUAUUACGUAAAACAGUCAACUUUUAGAGGAAAUGUUGCACCAUAUUCGGAUCUUGUGAAUUCUACCUUCAAACGUCCAGGUGGGACCAAACAUCUUGGUUUCGGUCGAGGUGGUGGAUUAUCCAUAUAUGUUCGUGGAUCAGCAGAGCACAAUACCUUUUCGAUCGAUUCUUGUGUCUUUAUUGGCAACCAUGCCAUUUGGGGUGGUGGAUAUUUUGUUCAGUUCUUGGACACUGUCAGUGACAAUAAUAUCACUGUCACCAAAACUAAUGUUACUGAAAAUACUGCAUGCUUUGGUGGAGGAGCUUUCCAAAUGAGUAGCAUUUCAACAAUUUCUGGAACUAGUAGCCAGUUUUUGCCUAAUAACAUACUUAGCUCCUUUUGUUUGUUUGCCAAUAAUUCUGCUGUGUCAGGGGGAGGAGGGACGAUUUUUGGACGAACAAGCCUAGGCUAUGUUGAUAACAGUUAUUCGUUUAGUAAUUGCUCUUGGAAAAGAAACAUGGCCACAACUGGUUUUGCUUUGACAUUAAAGGUAUGGGAUUAUGAUCAAGGUUUGUUUGGGCCAAACAGUCCAUUCAAGGUGAAACUCUCAGAUUGUCAUUUCAUUGCAAACGCCAUGAGAGAUGUUGCUAAAUACGGUUGGGGCAUUGGGGCUGUUUAUGAUUUUCUGGUUCCACUUGUCUUGACAAAUGUCAAUUUUACUGAGAAUAGUAAUACAUCAUUAAUUCUUGACACAUCAUCGGUGUAUGUUUAUGAAAAUGUAAGAUUUACCCGAAAUACUGGUUAUAAAGGUGGGGCAGUUGGAAUGUACGGAGAAGCAUCAUUUCAUUUAAAGAAAAACUCAAAACUAACAUUUGAAGGUAAUAUUGCAGAUGAGAUUGGUGGAGCAGUAUUUGUUGAAACCCCAGGGCCAGAUAGUCUCCCAAUUGUUAUGAAUAACUACUUGCAAACUCACGAAUGUUUCUUUAAGUACGAAGAUUCAACUUUACAUCCAGAUGAAUGGCAAGCAGAAGUGGUUUUUAUUAAUAAUACAGCUCCAUAUGCAACAGGUUAUUCUGUAUACACUAACUCUCUACGUGAUUGUGUACGUACUGGAGAAGAUACAGCCCAGGUACUAGAGUGGAAAAGUUUCCAUUAUUAUGCUCAGAAUGCUUCAAACAGCACCGUGAAGCGACGCUUUGAGGUUGUCACAGAUGCUAUUCAUAUAAAUUCCAAGAAGUCAGAUUGGUCUGUUCCCCCAGCACAACUAUUUUCACCACAAGUCACAUUACUUGAUGAAAAGAAUAAUUCAGUGUAUGGCAUGAUUCGUGUCAGUGUAAAUUCCAAAGGUCCAUUCCAAUCAAAAUCCAAAGUCAAACUGGGAACAGCAUCAUCCCUUUUUUUGGUGAGAAACAGCAUUUCAUCUCUCUACUUAAAGGGAGAGUCUGGAACAAACUUUUCAAUAGACUUAAGAACAGUUGGUGGACAGUUCACUCAGGAAAGGUUAGAAAGUGUGGAGUUGAAAAAAUGCAACCCUGGUUUUCUGCUUAGAGGAAAUCAAUGUGUUUGUGCUUCAGUGGAAAAAUUCAUGGGUGUGUCACGGUGUAGUGAAGAUAAUAUGGAUGUGUUUCUUGUGAAGGGUUAUUGGGCAGGAGAGGUUAUUGAUGGAAGUGGUAAAACAGCAUUUGUUACAGCUCAGUGUCCAACAGAAUUUUGCAAUUGCUUCAAGCCUGAUUACCAUUCAUUAAGGGCAGAUGAAUGUGUCUAUAAAAAAGAUAAGAUAUGUAAUGGAAAUAGAAUAGGAGUAAUGUGUGGUUCUUGUAAACAUGGGUUUGGUGUUCAGGUUGGCAAUCAGGAAUGUUCUGCUAAAUGUAAGGAUUCUGAUCUGUGGAGGCUAGCCCCUUUAUUCGUUGUUUUGACUGUUAUAGUACUCAUUGUCUUCAAAAUUAAUCUGGACAUUUUUACGUGUUACUUGAAUGCCUGGUUGUAUUUCUAUCAAGUGAUAUAUCUUGUUCUGGGUGUUCACGAGGACAUCCCUUUGGAUCCAUUUAUUGGGUUUGUUGCUGGCUUAGCACAAGUCACAAUAAGUGGCUUUGGUGAUUGUUUGUGGGAAGGAAUGGACAACUUGCAAAAGCUCGGUUUCAGUUACGUGUUGCCUGUAUAUGUUUUUCUUGUUGUGUUUAUAAUUUCCUUUUUCGCGCGAAGAUAUCCUGGUUGCUAUUUUGCAAACAAUUCAACAUUUAGAGCGUCCUGUACCCUUUUUGUGCUCUCCUACUCGACUUUAGCAAGAGUUUCAAUGGACAUAUUAAGACCAUCUAAAAUUGGUAGCGAACUUCGCGUAUUCUAUCAGGGAACCGUACCGUAUUUCAGCCCAUAUCACUGCGCUUUUGCCGUACCAGCACUCUUUAUUCUCUUCUUCAUUAUUAUUCCAUUUCCGUUGAUCCUUGUCUUCACUCCAUUUUUUAUUAAACGAGUAAGAUUUCUUAGGUAUGUAAAUCCCUUGUUUAACACAUUCCAGUCUUGUUUCAAAGAUGGAUACAGGUGGUUUGCUGCCUUUUACUUCUUUUCAAGAUUUUUGCUCCUUCUUUUUGCCACUUUUAUACCUUAUGGCGCCAUAAAAGCGCUAUUCAUGCAGAUUUCCUGCCUUGUUGUCCUCACCGUCCAGGUAUGUGCUUGGCCAUAUCAUUCCGAGACGGAUAACAACGUCAAGAAGAUCAACUGGGUGGACACCGGGUUUCUUACGUUAUUGACGAUUAUCAGUAUCAUCGCUGGACAAGUAACAAAUAACACGUCAGAAAGUGCCAAGAAAAUCAUGGGUACAACCAUUGACAUUCUCAGUUAUUUUCCAUUUGUAUAUGCCGUAUGCAUUGGUGUAAAACUAUUAUUAACACAUUUGAAACCAUGUUUAGAGCGUCGUAAUGAGGAAAAUUUGCAAACCGUUGAUCAUUUUGACAAUAUAGUAUCGUAAUGGAUGUGUGGACAAUUUGAAGUUAAACAGGAAUUUGCAUAUUCUACAUAAACAAGGCGUUUGCAGUGGAGUGAAGUGAAGGCAAGAUCAUUUUUAUCGGUUAAACUAAAAUGAAACCGGAGCCAAAGCAGGAACACCAACUCUCAAGUUCAAGAAAUGAAUUCAUAUCAACGUACCAGAAAGAUUUCACUGGAGAAUUUGGACACCCUUCGGGGUCAGCAAGGCCUCGCUCAUCAUCAUUAUAUCCCAAAGGUGAUAAGAUGGAAAUUCCAACGUACAGAAAUCAAUUUUAUUCAAAGCCAGUCGUGAAAACAGAUCUAAUAAGAACAGAACCAUCGUCAAGAAACAACCCACAUCCAUUAAAACCUUUUCUCUUUUGGAGAUUAAAUGGAGUGGAUGCAUUGAAACAAUGGCGCAAGCUUCCCGUGGACAGACAUGGCAUUGACACCGCUUUACAAAAUCAAAAAAAGUCAACGUAUCAAGUAGAUUACGCUGGUAUACAAACUGGAUAAACGCUUGGAAUCUGCAUGGCCAUGGUGAAAUGUCAUGUACGUUGUGACGCGGAAAACAAGCAAAACAUAGCAAACAAGACUGAAAUAUUUGCGAUUAGAACUAAAAUGUUUGUAUUCAUCUCUUAAUUUGAAUAUACAAUUAGAAAGCCUGGGUAUGAAACUAUUCACU
Molecule: messenger RNA, 4373 nt
Organism: Dendronephthya gigantea
Lineage: Eukaryota; Metazoa; Cnidaria; Anthozoa; Malacalcyonacea; Nephtheidae
Exons: 6
Coding region: 24-3692 (1222 amino acids)
Source: RefSeq, a predicted model, not a curated record